AACUUUACAAUUCAUCGAGAGUAAUAGAAGGUUUAUACCUUGAUUUAGUAGCCCAAGAAAAGGAUGGCUUAAACCUAUGGUCUAUUGGUCCAUUCAAUCCAUUGUUACUAACUGAGCAGAAGAAAGACUCAGAUAAACGUCACCAAACCUUGGAUUGGCUUGACAAACAAGAACCAGACUCAGUGAUAUAUGUGUCUUUUGGAACAUCUACUUCAUUGUCGAAUGAAGAAAUCGAACAACUCGCCAUUGGGUUAGAGAAAAGCCUGCAAAAGUUCAUUUGGGUUAUCAGAGAUGCCGACAAAGGAGAUGUUUUUGCAGGUGAAGAAAGGAGAGCUCAGAUGCCUGAAGGUUAUGAAGAGAGAAUAAAAGGAAGAGGAAUUCUUGUAAGAGAUUGGGCACCUCAGUUGGAAAUUUUGGCACAUCCGUCCACAGGUGGUUUUAUGAGUUAUUGCGGGUGGAAUUCGUGCAUGGAAAGUAUUUCCAUGGGAGUUCCUAUAGCAGCCUGGACAAUGCAUUCUGACCAGCCAAGGAAUUCUCAGCUAGUAACUAAGUUUCUGAAAAUUGGCCUUACUGUGAGGCAUUGGACACGUCAAGAUGAAUUGGUUACAUCAGAAAUAGUUGAAAAUGCCGUGCGAAAUUUGAUGGAUUCACCUGAGGGAGAUGAGAUGAGGAAGAGAGCAUCAGAACUAAGUGAGGCUGUCAAGCAAUCAGUGAUAGAUGGUGGAGUUAACCGCGUGGAGAUGGAUUCUUUUAUAGCUCACAUUACUCGAUAACUUUUUCUCUUCUGUAUUGAAUUGGUUGAACCAUGCCAUCUAGUUUGCAUAAGUGGUAGCAUCGAUGCGCUAUCACUAUCUGAGUGGAUUUAGUGUCCACCCUCCUGGCCCCCCUCUAUGCGCACCGUGAUAUAUGUAUGUUGAAGGAGAAGAAUUUUUCCUUUAUGUGUUCUUUGUAUUUGCAAAUAUAGAAGUGGAGGUCCUCCUUUACUAGCAACUAUUUUAUUUGACCAGAGAUAGAAAUAUAUUG
Messenger RNA from Nicotiana tabacum (common tobacco), 1023 nucleotides. The record is from RefSeq and is a predicted model, not a curated record. Lineage: Eukaryota; Viridiplantae; Streptophyta; Magnoliopsida; Solanales; Solanaceae.